This is a messenger RNA of Physella acuta, 978 nucleotides long. RefSeq names its product FMRFamide peptide receptor frpr-18-like. NCBI's taxonomy places the organism in Eukaryota, Metazoa, Mollusca, Gastropoda, Physidae. Gene Ontology annotation, cellular component: membrane. Gene Ontology annotation, biological process: G protein-coupled receptor signaling pathway. The record is from RefSeq and is a predicted model, not a curated record. Gene Ontology annotation, molecular function: G protein-coupled peptide receptor activity.
AUGUCUGCUGAUGUUUUUAUCGUUGACGAUGAAGUGACCGCCCAUUUCGUGUUCACCGCUUUCUGCCUGAUGAUUGCCGUGGCCUGUCUGGGGAUUAUCUCCAACGGGAUUAACCUGGCCGUCUUCAUCAAGCAAGGGUUCAAGGACACCAUGAACAUCAGCCUGUUCUCAUUGGCUGUCUGUGACCUCUGCUCCCUACUUCCGUUAAUAUGGCUGGGUUUGGUGGCCGAGCCCCAGUUUUUCGGGCCACCCGUGUGGUAUGUGGGGAUGGAGAUCAACUUCUUGACAGCCGGGUGGCCACAUACAAUCUUUGCCAGGUUGACUAGCUGGAUCACGGCGUACGUCACCCUGGAGAGGUGCGUCUGUGUGGCCACGCCCCUCAAAGUUAAACUAAUCUUCACCCCAACCCGAGCGAAGUAUUCCGUGAUCGUGAUUUAUAUUUUAGUCCUGGCUGGCGUGAUCCCCACCUACGCCACCCACAGCCUGGCGUGGAGGUUCUUCCCUAACUACAACACCACAAUGCUGGGGUUACGUUUGACAGACAACGCGUGGGACGUCACGAAAAUUUCGAACAUCUUCACCAAUCCCCUAUCCGCCAUUACAUCCUUCUGUGUCGUCCUAUCCUGCACCGCGGUCAUCGUCUGCAAGUUAAACGAAAAAACAAAAUGGCGGAAACAGACGACCAGCAAAAGAGACGAUAAAAAAAGCGUCACGCGCAAAGAAAGAAAAGCCGUUAAGAUGGUGACUAUGUUGGCCGUGAUCUUCCUGAUAAGUGUCACGCCGUCGAUCAUCCUCGUGAUCAUCACGGACGUCACGGAAGAUUUCAGCCUGACCGGCAAGUACCGGAACAUGUUUUUCAUCACGUACUGCGUCACGUUUUUGUUGGAGGCCAUCAACUCGGGGUCAAACUUCUUUGUUUACUAUUCGAUGAACACCAAAUAUCGGCGCACGUUGGCGCAGAUGGUGGGUACUAAAUGA